AUGGUGCAAUUGAGAAGAAGAACAUACACGGCCGCUUUCAAACUCACGGUAGUCACAUAUGCCACAAGUAUCAAUCUCGAAACGGGCGAGGAAAACGGCAACCGAGCAGCUGCGAAAGAAUUUGGAGUUGAUGAAUCAUUGGUGAGGAGGUGGAAAAAGAACGCCAAUGUUUUGCAAGCCAUGGACGAAAAUAAACGUGCGAACCGCUUCAAAAGACCGCAAUGGCCAGAGCUUGAGGAACGAGUCAAGGAGUGGGUACUCGAACAACGCGCAGAAAAAAGGAAAGUUUCUACAAUCUCAAUACGCCUGGAAGCAAAGAGGCUCGCUGAUGACAUGGGAAUUGUUGACUUUAACGGAGGAAGCAGCUGGUGCUAUAAUUUUAUGCGUCGUGCGGAUCUCUCAAUGCGAGCGAGUACGUCUGUGGGUCAGCACUUACCUACCAAUGCCGAUGAGCUCGUAGCCAGCUUUCGAUCAUUUGUAAAGGCUAAAAUCACGACGAUUCUCGCUAAGGAUAUCGGUAAUAUGGAUGAAGUACCGGUGACGUUUGAUAUGCCGCGGCGUUAUACAGUUGACAUACGCGGAACGCAGGACUAUCAAUCCACCGAUUUAGGUAACGAGAGAACUAAUUUCACUGUAGUCCUUGGGGUCACUGCCGAUGGAGGAAUCUGCCCGCCGAUGGUAAUUUUCGAGAAAAAAAAACGGCCCCAAAGACACUCCAUCAGGAGUCAUUGUGAAGGCAAACGCUCACGGGUGGAUGAACGAAGAAUUGCUAUCUGAAUGGGCUGAAGAGUGCUGGAUGGCUCGUCCAGAUCCUUCAUACUUGCCGGAAAAGGCAUUGCUUAUACUUGAUUCGGCACGGUGUCAUAUAACGAUGGAGGCAAAGAAGGCAGUUCAGAAAAGAGCGAAAUUAGCUUUCAUCCCAGGAGGGCUUACGAAACUCCUCCAACCAUUGGACAUUGCCGAUAAGUCGUUCAAGAACAAAUUAAGAAGAAGAUGGGAAGAAUGGUUGAUAGACGACGCUAGACACAGUUACACCAAGAAAGGACACAUGCGACGAGCUACCUAUCAAGAGAUUUGCUUAUGGGUACUGCAAAGCAUUCAGGAAGUCACUGCUCAAUGUGUUCGGAACGGAUUCCGUCGUGCGCUGAAGGGAAGUCAGCCUGAUGCCGAUCAAGGAAACGUCAAUGAAUAUUACUUUUAGUUGUUGCUUUUGAGUGUUUUUCAUUCACUUCAUCUUGUAUUCUGUGUUUCUCGUCUAACGUGCUUAACCGGUUUUUAUUGCUCAAGUUGAAUGCAAUUCCUUCUCAUGAAGAUCUCUUUCUUCGCACAUACUUCAUCAUUUCACUUUUCUUGAUUUGUUGCGUGUUUGCAUAUUAUGGUGAAUAAACCGAAGACGCGGAAGUAAAUUUUGGACG
Messenger RNA from Cylicocyclus nassatus, 1415 nucleotides. NCBI's taxonomy places the organism in Eukaryota, Metazoa, Nematoda, Chromadorea, Rhabditida, Strongylidae. The record is from the annotation of a GenBank genome assembly.